UUCAAACACUGCUCGCGUUUUGGCGCAAAAUUAGUUUUUGGAGGGAAAUCGCAUCUUGAGAAAAUUCGUGGCUGCCCACUUGUAAUUUGAUCAUUGCUGUGGCGCGACGCGUGUUGACCGAUAAAGAGAAAAUAAGAUAAAAAAGAACCAAGACGCGAGCAAAGACCGGACGUGCCAUAAGUGAAAUAAGCAAACAACUUCAACUGCAACACAACUAUUAAUCAGACCACACAGAAAUGGCCCAGCCCUCGGUAGCAGCAUUUUUUACUAAUCGCAAACGCGCCGCUCUCGAUGAUGCGAUCACAAUCAAGAACCGACGCCUGGUGGAACCAGCAGAGUCUGCCCAGCCGCAAAGCCCAGCCCCCGCGCUCCAAGAUGCGGACAUCGACACGCUCAAGGCGACAGCCAGCGGGAUGCGCACCCGCUCGAGUCGCAACACAAAGCUGAUUGUCACCCCUCAGGAGAUGGUGACGAGCAAGAAGAAGCCAGCCAAGCUUGAGCCGCACAUCAAGCAGCCGAAGCUGGUACAGUUCAUUCGCAAGGGGACGCUCUCGCCCAGGAAGCAGGCGGCCACCAAGAUCGACGAGGAGCAGCUGCUGCUGCAGCCGGCCAGCGAGCAGACGCCCAAAGUGAGCUUCACCAUCACCAGCCAGCAGAAUGCGGACAACAUGCAGCGGGGCAUGCGCACGCCCACUAAACAGAUCCUCAAGGACGCCUCGCCCAUCAAGCACAGCGACCUGAAGCGCCAGCUCACCUUCGAUGAGGUCAAGAGCAAGAUCUCGCGCAGCGCCAAAAUGCAGGAGCUGAAGGCGGUCUUGGCCCGCAAGGCGGCCCUCGAGCUCAAGCGCAAGGAGCAGGAGGAACGCAAUCGUCGCCUGCGCGAGGCCGGCCCCUCCCCAUCAAAGUCGAGCCUGUCCGUGCAGCUGAAGGAGUUCGACACCAUUGAGCUGGAGGUGCUGACAAGCCCCCUGAAGACCUUCAAGACACCCACAAAACUGCCACCACCCACACCGGACAAGCAUGAGUUGAUGUCGCCGCGGCACACGGACGCCUCCAAGCGGCUGCACUUCAGUCCGGCCAAGAAUGGAUCGCCCGUCAAGCUGGUGGAGGUUCCGGCCUACAAGCGCUACGCCAGCCUUGCGGAGACCAGCAAGGCCGGACAGCUCCCGCUGCCGUACAAGUACCGCUACUUGCUGGACGUCUUCAAGGGGCUGGACUCGGUGGUGGCCAUGUUCCACAAUCGCAAGGAGUGCAUCACGUUCAAGAAGCUGAAGCCGGCGGUGCAGCGAAUGCUGCGCAAGAACUUCACCGAGCUGCAUCUGGCCCAGAUCAAGGCUGUCUAUCCGGAGGCCUUCGUCUUCAGUCAAAUGAAGAUGCGGAACUUUGGUUCGGUCUCCAAGGCGGACUACUACCAGCUAAUGAUCAGCCCCAAUGUGGAGGCGGUCCCGGAGCAGGCGCAGGACCAGCAGCAGCACCGCUGCAGCAAGAUCAACGAGGACGAUGUGCUCGCGUCGGCCCAGUCGACUUCGAUGAAUCCACACGUCAUGACGUCGCGCAUGCAUCGAUUCCAGAACCUUCUGCUCGAUCGCGUGAAGCAGGCACACGCCAAGUUCCUGCGCUCCCUGGACCCCCCAAUCUUCAUUGAGAAGGCGCUGACCCGCUGGCACCCACAGUUCGAGCUGGAGAACUGUCCAGAGGUGGAACCGGCCCCACUGCCCCAGCCCCCGAAUGUGGAGAAGUAUUCCUCGGCCAAGGACAUCCUCUCGACGGCUCGCAAUCUGUUCAACUGCGCCACGCCCAUGGAGAGGGCGAUGGACCGCUACGAGUCCAAAGUGGAGGCGGACAAGCAAGCUGCUGCUGUUGCUCCGGAUAAGCAACCACCGCAGAAGCCAACAUCAACAGAGGCAGCGGGAACGGGAACGGAAGGCGACACAUCAAUACCCGAAACGUCUACAGCCACGCCCACGGUGAAGGAGUGUCCCAAGGUCCCAGACGCCACAUCGAAUCUGCUGAAGGGGCUGCCAAAGUCGCUGAUCGAGAAAAUUCGGGCCAAGCAGGCGGCUAAGGCCCUGGAAGCCAUGACGAGGCGACCGUCGCAGGACCAGGAGGCAACCAAGUACUCGCGCCUGCCGGAACUGGCGCGACAUCUGCGCAACGUGUUCGUGACGGAGCGCAAGGGGGUGCUCACCCUCGAGGUAAUUAUCAAAAAGAUCCAGAACAGUUUCCGCGCCAAUUUAACGCCCCAGGAGAUCGAGGCGCACCUGAAGCUGCUUGCCAAGGAGCUGCCCGCGUGGGCAGCCUUCCACGAGGUGCGCAAGACCAUGUACCUAAAGGUCGCCAAGGACAUGGACAUGAACAAGAUCAUCGAGCAGCUGGAGAGCAUCGCGAAUGGGAAGACCACCUGAUAACCUCAGCGCGAACGGCAACCACCCGGUGACCGACCCUCAUCAUUAUUGACCCUGUGGCCACAUCCAGCUAUAUUAGAUCUAAGUGAAUGUUUGGCUGGUGAAUUCUUUAACCAGAUUCUACUCACAAACCUACAUACACACAUGCAUAUACGUAUAUAUAUAUAUAUUUUGUUAUUCUUACAUAUACCACAUUGACAUUCACAUCAACUCAUAAAUAAUUGACAAUUAUUUCGCAAUCGAUUCAUCACAUUUAGAUAUAAACGUUUAUUGUACUAUUAA
This is a messenger RNA of Drosophila guanche, 2687 nucleotides long. RefSeq names its product DNA replication factor Cdt1 (gene dup). The transcript has 3 exons. Gene Ontology annotation, cellular component: nucleus. The record is from RefSeq and is a predicted model, not a curated record. The coding region runs from base 237 to 2405 and encodes 722 amino acids. Gene Ontology annotation, biological process: DNA replication checkpoint signaling; DNA replication preinitiation complex assembly; regulation of DNA-templated DNA replication initiation. NCBI's taxonomy places the organism in Eukaryota, Metazoa, Arthropoda, Insecta, Diptera, Drosophilidae. Gene Ontology annotation, molecular function: DNA polymerase binding; DNA binding.